Messenger RNA from Sitodiplosis mosellana (orange wheat blossom midge), 1505 nucleotides. RefSeq names its product MYND-type zinc finger-containing chromatin reader Zmynd8-like. Bases 1 to 1470 code for a protein of 489 amino acids. The transcript is spliced from 4 exons. NCBI's taxonomy places the organism in Eukaryota, Metazoa, Arthropoda, Insecta, Diptera, Cecidomyiidae. The record is from RefSeq and is a predicted model, not a curated record.
AUGGUAUGCUCUCCGUUUUCUCAAAAUCAAGUUGCAUCCGAUUCGACGCAAUCGAAAGACUUACUUGUGUUCAUGGACUUCUUUGACGAGAUAAGUGAAGAAAAGAAGUACGAGUGCUUGCAAAAUGAAUUGAGAAUUCCCGAAACAAAAGUCAAUACGAUUGGUUUGAGAUGUAUCCGAGAUUUAUCAAAAUCUAAUUGCUAUGCAAACAUCGAUGCACUUUUGAUUAGCAUCAAUCAAUUGGCCCAAAGCUACAUGAUUCAUUUUAAAGAAAAUCCGAAAAUAUAUAAAAUUGCCAAUUCUUUCAAGAAAAUUUGUUUCGAGCAAGCUGCUAUUAUCAAAAAGUGUCCCGAUUGCUACGAAGCAUGGAAGGAAGACAAAACAAAAACACAAAGAGCUUUCUUCAAACUAGUAUGUUCCAAACCACAUUUGGUGGUACUAUAUAAAGUGGAUGAAUUUCCGAUUUGGCCGGCCAAACUGUUUUAUAUCAAAGACGGCAUAGCUAAUGUUGAAUGUUUUGGUGAUCAAACGGAAGACGACAUACCGCUCAGUCAAUGUUUUCUGUAUUCAGAUAAAAUUCCUCGUGAAAGUUCAGACGACAAAAACAAGCAAGAAAGACUCAACCGCGCAUACAGAGACGUCGAAAAACAUAUCAAACUAAUCGAAGAAAAAUUCGGUGCUGGUUCGUUUGUUUCUGCUCCAUAUAAAAUACAAGUCAGUAAUUUGGAGCAGCAUUUGAAGGACAUGUUCCCAAGUGUUUAUACAGAGAGCGUAGGUGCAACCGAUGUUCUGCAGACAAAAGCAACAUCCUCUGAAGCGCAAAGCGAAGCUGAAGAACCAUUUUUUGGAGAACAAUCCACGAGCAACUGUUUAACUACUUUCAACCGUAAUUUGUCGACAUUACCCGAGAGCAAUAUGGACAUUUCAAUAGAAAAUGAUGAUUCCUAUGAUUCUUCCGAUGACGCCGAAGAAUGGGGUAAUCAAAAUCAUGCAAUUAAAUUAGAGAGUACAUUCGAUAUUGAAGAUGCAGAUGGAAAUCAAUCUGGUCAACUUGAUGCACAAGACAACGUCUUGCAAGCUUACAACGGUGAUAAUAGCAACACAAGCAUGAAUGAAAAUCGGCCAACAAUCGCGGUAAAAACCAAAGAUAUAUCGGAAAAUGGUCGAAACCAAAAUAUUCGAAAACGUCGAAACGAUUUGAUGGAAAACCAGGCAGAUCAAUUGCAAAACAACAAAAAAUGUAACGCCUCUAAAUCAAGAAAUUCAUCAAGGGGUGGUGAAGAAGAAAUCAUAACAUUAGACAAAGAUCGAGUAGCUACCGAAGAUACAAAUGCAACACCAGAAAAUACUCUCGUUCUGGUACUCAAAGAAUACGACGAUGUCAACAAACAAAUCUACGACCUUAAAGCCGAAUUGGAAAAACUAAAGACACGAAAAGAUGAGCUUGGUAAAAUACUUCUUCGAAAAUGAACGAAGAAUUGAUAUAGUUCAGAUAGUUUUCAAUA